Messenger RNA from Chenopodium quinoa (quinoa), 1313 nucleotides. Its product is annotated as delta(3,5)-Delta(2,4)-dienoyl-CoA isomerase, peroxisomal-like. The record is from RefSeq and is a predicted model, not a curated record. NCBI's taxonomy places the organism in Eukaryota, Viridiplantae, Streptophyta, Magnoliopsida, Caryophyllales, Amaranthaceae. Gene Ontology annotation, cellular component: peroxisome. Gene Ontology annotation, molecular function: delta(3,5)-delta(2,4)-dienoyl-CoA isomerase activity. The transcript has 2 exons. Bases 184 to 1002 code for a protein of 272 amino acids.
UCGUUGAUAUAUGAAGUAGAAGUACCAUUAAUUACAAAAAUGUCAUACUAACUGUCUAUAUAAUUUUUGUAUUACACUAUUACCACGUUUAUCAAGGUGGGGCUUUCCUCAGUAACCAAAGUUUGCCUAACCUUGUACUCCCUUCUCUCACUCCCAGCUUCGUGUUCUCUCGAAUCAUCAGCAAUGGCGGAAUACAAAACCCUUAAAGUCAACCCAAUCAAAUCAAAUUCCUCCGUCUUCUACCUUUACCUCAAUCGUCCAUCCCAUCGAAACGCCCUAUCAAGAGACUUCUUCGACGAAUUCCCAAAAGCCCUAAAAUCCCUCGAUCAAAACCCUAACGUCAAUGCAAUCAUCCUCGCCGGCGCCGGCGAUCACUUCUGCUCCGGCAUCGACAUCAACACCCUCACCUCCAUCACCCAAUCGGCGGAUCGCGCUCGCACCAACGAGCGUUUUAGGAGAGAGAUUAAGUACCUGCAAGCGGCGGUUACUGCACUGGAAGAAUGCCGGAAACCGGUGAUUGCCGGUAUUCAUGGAGCUUGUAUUGGAGGUGGAAUUGAUAUUAUUACAGCCUGUGAUAUUAGGUAUUGUACUGAGGAUGCUUUCUUCUCUGUUAAGGAGGUUGAUUUGGCAAUUACUGCUGAUUUAGGGACUCUUCAGAGAUUACCUGGGAUUGUUGGAUUUGGAAAUGCAAUGGAAUUGGCUUUGACGGCGAGACGGUUUUCGGGUUUUGAGGCUAAGGAAAUGGGUCUGGUUACUCGGGUUUUCGGUUCUAAAAAUGAUUUGGAUGGUUUUGUGGCGCGCAUUGCUGAGGAAAUUGCUGCAAGAUCUCCUCUAGCUAUCACUGGUACUAAGGCAGUGUUACUAAAAAGUAAGGACCUCAGUUUAGACCAAGGGUUGGACUAUGUAGCUACGUGGAAUGCUGCAAUGCUUCUAUCUGAUGACCUAAAAGAGGCAACCUCUGCCUUUUUCCAGAAAAGAAAGCCAGUUUUCUCAAAGCUUUGAUCAGCUUCAGGGAUUCAGGUCAUGUUGUUCUUCUUGGUUAAAGACUUAAAGUUGAAUAAGCUUAUUAAGCUCUAGCAGUCAGGUAUACUAUACUUUUAUCACUAGCUUGGAGGUUUUAACCAUACCUACUUGGUCUAUAAUGAGUCUUAUGGUUGUACAGCCUUGUGCUUGUACGAGUUGUACCAAAUUGUCUCUCUGGUCCCUUGUAUAGAUCUUUUACAUCUCAUUUGUUGUUACAAUCUCCUUAUUGUUUGUGCGCACAUUCUAAAAUAAAAUCCUUGCAGAGUUUAUGAUAUUUUGGGUUUUUGCAA